Messenger RNA from Anolis sagrei ordinatus, 2099 nucleotides. The record is from RefSeq and is a predicted model, not a curated record. NCBI's taxonomy places the organism in Eukaryota, Metazoa, Chordata, Lepidosauria, Squamata, Anolidae.
UCCAUCAAUCCCGCUGCAGAAGCGCUUUUGGCACCGGGACAAGGCUGGGAUCUCCAUAUAAAACCCGCCUCCGCCGCCGGAGAGGCUGCAUAAUAUUCCUGCCUGCUUGCCUUUGCUGCUUUGCCUGCGGUGGGUCGGUCUCCUCGGGAGGAGGCAGCCCAGUCACGUGGGAAAGCGAGCAGAAGGAGGAGGAAGCAGGGCGAGUGAAGCAGAGGCAGGGAGAAAGCAGGCAGGCAGGAGGGAUCCUCGCCUUCCCAGCCUCUCCUCUCCUCUCUCUCUCAGAUCCCUUCCUUGCCCAAGCCUUGCCAACUUUGGGGAGCCUUGCCAAGGCUUUGGGGCGGGAUGGGGCUCCCGUCGCUCUCCGUGGUGCUGAUUCUGGCCGGAGGGCUGGUCCGAGUUUCCUUACAAGGAGAAUAUCAGAGGAAACUCUACAAGGAACUUCUCAAGAACUACAACCCGUUGGAAAGACCCGUGGCCAAUGAUUCCCAACCUCUCACUGUCUCCUUCACCCUCAACCUCAGACAAAUCAUGGACGUGGAUGAAAAAAACCAGGUGUUAACCACCAACGUUUGGCUUCACAUGUAUUGGACAGACUAUUACCUCCAGUGGAAUAUGUCGGACUAUCCGGGAGUGAAAAAUGUCCGUUUUCCAGAUGGACUGAUAUGGAAGCCAGACAUUCUUCUGUACAACAGUGCAGAUGAGCGCUUUGAUGCCACAUUUCAUACCAACGUUUUGGUGAACUCCUCUGGAUAUUGCCAGUAUCUUCCCCCAGGAAUAUUCAAGAGCACUUGCUCCAUCGAUGUGCGUUGGUUCCCUUUUGAUGUCCAGAAGUGUAAGCUGAAGUUCGGCUCUUGGACAUACGGUGGAUGGUCCCUGGAUUUGCAAAUGCAAGAAGCUGAAAUCUCAGGGUACAUUUCGAACGGCGAAUGGGAUUUGGUGGGUGUUCCUGGGAAAAGGACUGAAACCUUCUACGACUGUUGCAAAGAACCCUAUCCAGAUGUGACCUUCACGGUGACGAUGCGGCGGAGGACGUUGUAUUACGGGCUCAACCUCCUUGUCCCAUGCGUUCUCAUCUCCGCUCUCGCCCUUCUCGUUUUUCUGCUGCCGGCAGACUCUGGAGAGAAGAUCUCUCUUGGGAUAACCGUUCUAUUGUCUCUCACUGUUUUUAUGCUCCUGGUCGCUGAAAUUAUGCCAGCAACAUCCGAUUCAGUGCCAUUGAUAGCACAGUAUUUUGCCAGCACUAUGAUUAUUGUCGGCCUCUCUGUGGUUGUGACCGUCAUUGUGCUGCAAUAUCACCACCACGAUCCAGACGGGGGCAAAAUGCCCAAAUGGACCAGGAUCAUCCUUCUCAACUGGUGUGCCUGGUUCCUGAGGAUGAAGCGGCCUGGAGAGGACAAAGUCCGCCCUGCGUGCCAACACAAGCAACGCCGAUGUAGCAUGUCCAGCGUCGAGAUCAACACAGUCAGUGGGCAACAAUCCAGCAAUGGAAACAUGCUCUAUAUCGGAUUCAGAGGUCUGGAAGGAGUCCAUUGUACUCCAACCACCGACUCGGGUGUGAUUUGUGGAAGGAUGACGUGUUCCCCGACGGACGACGACAACCUCCUUCACAGCGGACAUCCUUCAGAAACCGACCCGGAUCUUGCUAAGAUCUUGGAGGAAGUCCGCUACAUCGCCAAUCGGUUCAGAGACCAAGACGAGGCGGAAGCCGUUUGCAACGAGUGGAAGUUUGCCGCUUCUGUCGUAGACCGCCUCUGCUUGAUGGCGUUUUCAGUUUUCACUAUCAUUUGCACCAUCGGCAUCCUGAUGUCAGCACCCAAUUUCGUCGAGGCCGUUUCAAAGGAUUUCGCUUGACAUGGGAAAUGUUGGCGAGCUAUAGAUUAAAAGGGGGGGGGAUAAGAGUUAAGUAGCAAUAGCCUGUUUGGUGCACUUAUAUACAGGAUGUGGGGAUGCAAACCAUGUUGGGGUGGGCACGGUAUUACAAAAGGACGUUAUAACUAUUAAUAGUCCGGGCAAUUGUCCUGGGACAUGUGUAUACUGCAUCACCAUCCCUUGAGAUAACCACGUUUGGUGUUUGGAAUAAAUUAUUUAAAUUAAGUCUA